Molecule: messenger RNA, 705 nt
Organism: Didymosphaeria variabile
Lineage: Eukaryota; Fungi; Ascomycota; Dothideomycetes; Pleosporales; Didymosphaeriaceae
Exons: 2
Coding region: 1-705 (234 amino acids)
Source: RefSeq, a predicted model, not a curated record
AUGGGCAUCCGCGAGGUGAUUCCACGUGCUCACGGCAAUGUUCGUAUCAAUCAGCCGACUCGUAAAGAUCCGCCUGUCCAGCGCGCUUGGUCUGUGUGGUCUGCAUCUCCGAAAACUGGCAAGAAGUUUUAUCGAGGCGAUGAUUUUGUAGCUCGAGAUCACGCCGAUAAUGAGACGCCACUUCGUUCUGGUGUUCCCGGAGCUCCAGGCGAGUAUCUGGACCUCUGGCCGAACUUCGAUGGCCAUCAUGUUUCAGAUACCAUAGGUACCCAAGAAAUGGGCAUGUCUCUAGACGAGGUGAGCGAGGCGAACAAUGUCGAGUCAGACACGGCACCAACUUUCGGUCUUUUCGCUCCUCGAGAGGGUGGGUACCGGGUAGGCCACGUUGAAGAGCUUGAGAGCUUCGAGCUGAAGCGGUCUAACGCGGUUCGCGAGAAGACUUCACCAUCCAAGACGCAUGCCAGACAUGCCAAUGCAGACCGCUCUCGACCUGAACCCUCUGCUCGUCCCUUGUCCUGGAUGAUGCCUGUGGGCCAGCCUUUGCCAUCUUUCGAGGAGGUUAUAGCACAUGGGCAGCAGGCUGAGUGUUUCCUUGCUGCUGACGGAGAGUUGGAGUUCAUCCGACCUGAGUCGGGGAAGCCAUGCCCAAUCCGCAAGGAAACGAUGCGGAAGGCGGCUCUGGCGCGGUUAGAAGGUCGUCGUUAG